GAGCGUCAGUUUGUGGUACUGAAUGUCGCCAGUUCGAUCCUGGUCGCUCGCCCCACUAAAACCCGAUAAUUUGAAAAACCGUCAUCCCGCUGCUUGUUAGCGGGAUCUAGAGAUACCGUGACGGUAUGACGUGGGGUUAGCUAUACAUUAGCCACUGAUGAUUGAAAUAGUUAAUUACUGUAAAAUUUGACAUUAACCGCUAAUAGUUAGAAUAUUAGUAGAGUAAGAAUUACUCAAGAAGGCAUGCAUAAAUAUGAUGUAGUAGUAGUAGGUGGUGGUCAUGCAGGGUGCGAAGCGGCUGCUGCGGCAGCUCGCCUUGGUACAAACACGCUGCUUAUAACUCAUAAAAUUUCAACUAUAGGGGAAAUGUCCUGCAAUCCAGCAAUCGGAGGAGUUGCAAAGGGUGUUGUAGUCAGGGAAGUUGACGCUCUUGAUGGAAUAAUGGGAAGAGCAAUCGACCGAGCAAGCAUACACUCAGUCAUUUUAAAUAGCAGCAGAGGUGCGGCAGUGUGGGGACCACGUGCACAGGCAGAUCGAAAAUUAUACAAGCAAGCAAUACAGGAAAUUAUUCUAAAUUAUAACAAUUUGACGGUAAAAGAAGAGUCAGUUGACGAUUUCCUUAUAGAGAGUAAUAACAAUGGAGAAUUGUGCAUUAAAGCUGUAAUAACAAGCUCAGGGGAACAUAUACUAACAGGAGAACAAACAACCCCUUCAGGGAGAAUGGGAGAUAAGCCUGCAGUAGAACUUGCAAAUACGUUGAAUAAAUAUGAUUUUAGAUUAGGUAGACUGCGUACCGGAACUCCACCAAGGCUUGAUCGUGGCACUAUAAAUUGGUCAAUAUUGCAAGAACAAGUGGGUGAUAAUCCACCUGUGCCGUUUUCUUAUCUCACAGAAAAAAUUAACCAACCUCAGGUCAGCUUCUUCGUAUCUAAGUGACGUUGUUGCGCCAAGAUACUGCCCAUCCAUUGAAGUUAAAGUGAAAAAAUUCGCAGAAAAAAGUAGCCACCAAAUAUUUUUAGAACCAGAAGGCCUGGAUGAUGAUACUGUAUACCCGAACGGAAUUUCAAAUUCAUUGCCCAUUGAAGUGCAGCGUGAAAUGAUAAAGAGUAUCAAGGGACUUGAAAAUGCAGAAAUACUAAGACCUGGAUAUGCAGUUGAGUAUGACUAUAUUGACCCACGAGAGCUGUUUCAUACUCUUGAAACCAAGAAAGUCAAAGGCCUAUAUUUUGCUGGCCAAAUUAAUGGCACCACUGGAUAUGAAGAAGCAGCAGGGCAAGGAAUUAUCGCCGGAAUUAAUGCAGCACUCUCUGCAUUUGAAAAAAAAGAAAGCUUUGUUCUCCAUCGUACAGAUUCGUAUAUCGGUGUAAUGAUAGAUGAUCUAGUCACUAAAGGGGUGAUCGAACCUUAUAGAUUAUUUACCUCGCGUGCAGAAUAUAGGCUAGCUAUCAGGUCAGACAAUGCAGAUAGAAGAUUAACACAAAAAGGUUAUGAUAUUUCCCUUGUUUCGCAUGAGAGAUACUCUGUUUUACAGAAUAAACUUGAAUCCAUUAAGCAGCUUGAAGAGAAGUUAGGGAGUCUGACGAUUACUCCUGAGCAGCUUAGGUCUUAUGGUAUCAAAAUAUCUUAUGAUGGGAUAAGAAAAACGGCACUAGAUUUACUUAGCUAUCCAAACAUCGACUGGAAUAAAUUACAAGAAAUAUGGCCGGAGUUAAGCAGCGUCACGCGCUGGAAUGACAAAAUGGGACACACCAAAGCGGAUAAUAGAGCUAAGAAUGAAAUAUGCGAAGCGGUUGAAAUUGAAGCAAAAUACAAACCUUAUCUAAUAAGACAAGAAGCGGAUAUGAAGUUUUUACGAGAGGAAAUUAACACUCAAAUUCCAAUUGAUUUCAACUAUUCACAAGUUAAAGGCCUGUCAAGUGAAGUAAUAGAAAAGUUGCAGACGAUAAAACCAGCGACGAUUGGCAUUGCAAAGCAAAUACAAGGCAUCACUCCCGCAGCGAUAGUGAGCAUAUUAGUGUAUUUGAGAAACAGGAAAACGAAAGUGGCUGCUAAUUUUGUAUGAGGUGUUCUAUGUCAAAAAUCGAAGAAUUUCGUUCUUUUAUGCACGAGAUAAACGUUGAUGCAUUUAUGUUGCAUACUAAAGAUGAAUAUUUAAAUGAGUAUUCAGAGGAGCUAACAAAGCUGUGUGGCUUUACAGGAACAAAUGGGCUACUUAUCGUUACAAAAGACAACAAGUGCCCAUUUUUUACGGAUGGACGCUAUAUCACACAAGCUCGCAAUCAGCUCGAUCGGGGCAAUUUUCAAGUAUAUAAUAUACAAGAAGAGGAUCCACGCGAAUGGAUAAAAGCAAACUUAACAUCGACUGCCUCACUAGGUUAUUAUUUGCAAUAUUUUACCAUAGAAGAUAUAAGAAAGUAUGAGAAUAUCUGUAAAUUAAUACCCUGUUUAGCUGGAAAAAAAAGUGACUAUCGAAAACAAGCAGUGGUUUUACAUUCUAUUGAACAUGCUGGUGAAAGUAGUAAGGACAAAUGUGAAAAAGUCGCUAAAAGUAUAGAUAAAGAAGCUGAAGCAGUGCUUUUAACUGAUCCAAAUUCAAUUUCAUGGUUAUUAAAUUUAAGAAACGAAAAUGCUAAAUAUACUCCAUGUAUAUUGGGUCGUGCUAUAUUGUAUAAAAGCGGUAAUGUUGAUUUGUUUAUUCAAGAUAAAGAACAUUCAACUAUAGAAGCAAAUUUAGGCAAUCAUAUAAAUAUUUUUGAUAUUAGUGAGCUAGAAAAUUCGCUGCACAAGCUAAAUUCAAUAGUCAUGGAUCCAAGCACAACUCCAAUGAGUAUCAUGGCUGUAAUAAAAGAUAAACAGGUAGCUGAGAGAGAAGAUCCUUGUCUAAUUUAUAAAGCAGCAAAAAACCAAACUGAAAUAGCUGGGGCUAUAAAUGCGCAUAUCAGAGAUGGAGUGGCAGUUACAAAUUUUCUAUAUUGGCUUGAAAAUAAUGUUGGUACAGAACUUGAAGCUGAAGAAAAGAUUUUAGAAUACAGAAAAGAGCAGAAUUUGUUUAAGCAACUAAGUUUUCCAACAAUUUCAGCAUUUAAUGAGAAUGGAGCAAUAAUUCACUAUCGUGCAAGCAGUAAGACGAAUAAAGUAAUUCAGAAAGAUGGACUGUAUUUGAUUGACUCUGGUGGCCAGUACCUUGACGGCACAACUGAUGUGACAAAAACUGUAGCAAUUGGCAAUCCAACUGAUGAACAAAUAACCCACUAUACAAUAGUACUCAAAGCUCACAUUGCUAUAGCAAGUGUCAUCUUUCCUCCUGGCACUACUGGUGGAGAAUUGGAUAUAUUAGCACGUACGCAUUUAUGGAAAUUUGGAAUGGACUAUAUGCAUGGUACAGGGCAUGGAGUAGGAAGUUACCUAUCAGUACACGAAGGACCACAAGCAAUAUCAAAGGGAAAUAAAGUGAAACUCACGCCAGGCAUGAUACUAUCCAACGAACCUGGCUAUUACAUUCCGGGAGAGUAUGGAAUAAGGAUUGAAAAUCUGAUGUAUGUUGAUAAACAUAAAAAUGGUUUCUUGGGAUUUAAACAACUAACCUCUAUUCCAUAUGAUAGAAGGCUAAUAAGUGUGCAAAUGCUUACUAAGGAUGAAAUUGAAUGGAUAAAUGGCUACCAUCAAUUUGUCUAUAAAAACUUAGAAAAUAGCGUCAAAGAUAAGGAGUGGUUAAAGAAAGUAUGUGACCCUUUAUAAGCAAAGGAGCAUUUUUUAUUAUUUAAAAAGUAUUAAUGCAAUUGUGACAGGUAGGUUAUAAUUAUGAUAGACAAAGGGCAAGGAGAUGAAUUUAUGAAGCAGUAUAUGGAUACUUGCAAAGAGCAAAUAGAAAAAUUAGCCAAGGAUCCUGAAUUGCUUAAUCAGGCUUUAAAACCAUUUAUGCAAAUGUCUCAGCAGCUUAUGGCUGGCGGUAUGUUAGAAGGGGCUAUGCCUGGCAUGAUACCUGAUUUGGGCAGUAUGGAUGUUAACAAGAUGAUUGCUCAGAUGAAGGAAAUGAUUGACUACAUAAGAGGUAACUAUAAGGAACUAAUGAAAGAGCGCAGCUCGCAGAUUCAAGAGCUUAAUGAAUCCAGUAAAAAGCUAAGAGGCUUAGUUAAAAAAUUGAUAGAAAAGAUCGAAAGUAAAUAAAUAACAUCUGGAUUUCUGUCAUUCUAUAUACAACUUUCUAGUUGGACGGUAAGUCGAGGUCAAUUAUUGAUGUCAUGAAAGUAGCUGACACUGGUUCCUUUAUGACGGCAGUGCCCAGAGGUGUCAUCCCAGUGCUUGACACUGGGAUCCAGUUCUUAUUACCUGGUGUAAAGUUAAGUUUCCUGGAUUCCAGUGUCAAGCACUGGAAUGACAGCAAUCCUACGUCAUACCGCGAUUCAUUCGCGGUAUCUUAGUAUAGAUUCCGCUAACAAGUAGCGGAAUGACGGUUUUUCAAAUCGUCGAUGAACCUAAGUCACUUUAGCUAUAGUAUCGGGAACGUAAUUGCACAUUGGUUUUACAAAUUUGAAAAUUAGUGUUAGAUAAAAAUAUAAACGCAAAAGGAAAAAAAAUGAUUGAACUUAGAGGUCCAGAAAUUUGUGCAGGCGGAAAUAAGAAAAAUUUGAUUGUUUUUUUACAUGGUUGGGGCUCAAGUGGCGAUAAUUUCAUUCACCUUGCUAAAGUUAUGAGCAAGUUUUUACUGGGUUCAUAUUUUGCAGUACCCAAUGCUCCGUUUGAAAGAGAAAUAGGUGAUGGUUAUCAGUGGUUCAGCUUGGAAGAUCGUAGUGAGGAAGCGCUAUAUAAUGGAGUAAAAAAUGCUACAUCAAUUGUAAAUCAUUUCAUUGAUACAAAAUUAAAGGAGCUUAAUUUAAAAGAUACGCAACUUUCUUUAGUUGGAUUUUCUCAAGGAGCAAUGCUUGCAAUACAUACAGCUCUCACCCGCUCUCAAUCCUGUGCAUCAGUUGUUGCAUACUCUGGUAGAUUUCUUUCACCUUCAAAAACUGCACCAGAGAUCAAGUCAAAACCUAACAUAUGUGUUAUCCAUGGUGAUGCUGACGACGUGGUACCUUUUUCGUCCCUCGACUUAGCGGUUAAAGCUCUGAAAGAAAAUGGAGUAAAUGUUGAAGGACACCCAAUUCAUGCAUUAGGGCAUAUUAUUAAUGAAGAGGGAAUAAAAUUAGGAGUAGAAUUUAUCAAGAAGAAUUUUAAAAAUUAAUUUUCAUGCACUUGUUUUGCUUUGGUUAUGGAUAUGUAGCUAAAUUUUUAUCGAAAAAAUUACUGAACUUAGGUUGGAAAGUCAGUGGCACAUCAAGAAGUAAAAAUAUACAAGAUGUAAUCCUCUUUAAUUAUGAGAAAGUUAGUCAAGAUCUGCUUAAAAGCGCAACGCACGUUUUAAUUUCUAUUCCUCCAGAUGGCGAUGAUGUUGUGGAGAGAUACGGUGAUUGUCUGCAAAAUGUAAAAUGGCUUGGUUAUUUGUCUGCAACUAGCGUCUAUGGUGAUCACUCUGGUAAUUGGGUGGAUGAGGAAUCUGAAACAAGACCUAUAGAAAUCAGAGGAGAAAAGCGCCUUAAAUCUGAAAAGAAGUGGCUAAAUAGCAAACUGCCUGUACAUAUUUUUCGUUUAGCUGGAAUAUACGGUCCUGGUAGGAACGUGUUAAUUGACUUGCAGCUUGGCAAAGCAAGAAAUGUGAAAAAAGAAGGGCAUUUUUUUUCUCGUAUUCACGUUGAAGAUAUAUCGAAUAUUUUAUUUUCUUCCAUGCAAAACAUAAAACCUGGUGAAAUAUACAAUUGUGCAGACGAUUUACCCACUACACAAUCUGAAGUGGUAAUAUAUGCGACCAAACUUCUCAAUGUUAGCCCUCCAGAACCAAUUGAGUUACCAGAUUAUGCACAGAGUUUUUAUUUAGGAUCAAAGAGAGUAAGUAAUGUUAAAAUUAAAAAAGAUCUUAAUGUCUCUCUAAUUUAUCCUAACUACAAGGUGGGAUUAGAGAGUUUGCACGUAAACAAAACUGAAAUCACAUCAGAAUGAUAGAUAGGCUUAUUGUCACUGCCAUUAAGUUAAGGAAAGAAUGGUUAAAAACUGAACUAAAAAGUCAGAAAUAAGUAUCCGUUCAGCGGAGUGGCAGAAUAAGGUAGACAAGGUGAUCUAAAAAGAUAAUCAUAGAGCAAAAGUGAAA
Molecule: messenger RNA, 6181 nt
Organism: Drosophila ananassae
Lineage: Eukaryota; Metazoa; Arthropoda; Insecta; Diptera; Drosophilidae
Product: tRNA uridine 5-carboxymethylaminomethyl modification enzyme MnmG
Exons: 4
Coding region: 2059-3738 (559 amino acids)
Biological process (GO): tRNA wobble uridine modification; tRNA methylation
Cellular component (GO): cytosol
Molecular function (GO): flavin adenine dinucleotide binding; metalloaminopeptidase activity
Source: RefSeq, a predicted model, not a curated record